Marmota monax (woodchuck) is the source of this 1107-nucleotide messenger RNA. RefSeq lists its product as uncharacterized. The record is from RefSeq and is a predicted model, not a curated record. NCBI's taxonomy places the organism in Eukaryota, Metazoa, Chordata, Mammalia, Rodentia, Sciuridae. The annotation marks the transcript as partial. The transcript has a single exon.
GAACCCGAACCCGAACCCGAACCCGAACCCGAACCCGAACCCGAACCCGAACCCGAACCCGAACCCGAACCCGAACCCGAACCCGAACCCGAACCCGAACCCGAACCCGAACCCGAACCCGAACCCGAACCCGAACCCGAACCCGAACCCGAACCCGAACCCGAACCCGAACCCGAACCCGAACCCGAACCCGAACCCGAACCCGAACCCGAACCCGAACCCGAACCCGAACCCGAACCCGAACCCGAACCCGAACCCGAACCCGAACCCGAACCCGAACCCGAACCCGAACCCGAACCCGAACCCGAACCCGAACCCGAACCCGAACCCGAACCCGAACCCGAACCCGAACCCGAACCCGAACCCGAACCCGAACCCGAACCCGAACCCGAACCCGAACCCGAACCCGAACCCGAACCCGAACCCGAACCCGAACCCGAACCCGAACCCGAACCCGAACCCGAACCCGAACCCGAACCCGAACCCGAACCCGAACCCGAACCCGAACCCGAACCCGAACCCGAACCCGAACCCGAACCCGAACCCGAACCCGAACCCGAACCCGAACCCGAACCCGAACCCGAACCCGAACCCGAACCCGAACCCGAACCCGAACCCGAACCCGAACCCGAACCCGAACCCGAACCCGAACCCGAACCCGAACCCGAACCCGAACCCGAACCCGAACCCGAACCCGAACCCGAACCCGAACCCGAACCCGAACCCGAACCCGAACCCGAACCCGAACCCGAACCCGAACCCGAACCCGAACCCGAACCCGAACCCGAACCCGAACCCGAACCCGAACCCGAACCCGAACCCGAACCCGAACCCGAACCCGAACCCGAACCCGAACCCGAACCCGAACCCGAACCCGAACCCGAACCCGAACCCGAACCCGAACCCGAACCCGAACCCGAACCCGAACCCGAACCCGAACCCGAACCCGAACCCGAACCCGAACCCGAACCCGAACCCGAACCCGAACCCGAACCCGAACCCGAACCCGAACCCGAACCCGAACCCGAACCCGAACCCGAACCCGAACCCGAACCCGAACCCGAACCCGAACCCGAACCCGAACCCGAACCCGAACCCGAACCGAAC